GGUUUUGCUUUCACUAUUUCGCUACCAAAUUGCUGCUAAACUUCUACGGUUUUGUGCGGUCUGUGCUUCAUUUAAGACUUCAACACCAAUUUCACAAGACCAAAAUCAGAAAUUGAGGAGAUGUCUUCAGAAGGAAUAAUGAGUGUGGUAGGAAGUGAGGUGAUGCCCUUGGAGUAUGGUGGCAUGGACUCAGAGAGUAGUCUGUCUCCAUUUAGUUCGGAGAGGACAAUGGAGGAAAGGAGAGAGCAAGGGGUAGGGGAAAAAGAGGAAGAAGAAAUUCCCUCAAAUAUUAUGGAGGUUAAGGGUAAUGGAGAUAGGUGUUAUGACCCAGAGUUAGACAUAGUGUUUGAGGUGAGGGGGUAUGUGAGUGAAUUGGGUAGCAGGGGUAGCCUUAGGGGUCUCGUAGGUAACUGUAACCUUCAUCACCACAUUUUAAUUAGGCCUGCCGGGGUGAAUGAGAGAGCAUGCUCAGCACCCCGAGAUCACUGGAUGCUCGUGUAUGUCCAUUAUUUGGCAACAGGGCUUAGGGGUAAAAGUGAGAAGGGGUGGUAUUACUUUGGACCUCGGACGUCCAACAAAGAGAAUAAGAGCUUAUUUACUGCUGGACCGUCAUCCAUUAAAGGAUGGAAAGAAAAAUUCUUCUUUGUAGAUGACACCGAGUGGAGUAGGAGGGAUGCCGAAGUGGAACACCUGUCUGCUUGGAAAGCUAAGAAAACCAAGCAAAACAAUUAUAAGUUAAAUGAGGAUGAGGUGGAAGAGGUUGAGAAGUUGGUGAGGGAAGAGGGGGACUUAGUGGAUAUUAUGUACCUCACCAGCUCGAAGGCGAUAAAGGCUGCCGAGCUCUAUGGGCCAAGCUCAUUGAGCGAAGCUGAGAUAGAGGGUUUUCUAAACGCUGUUGAGGGGCUAGCUAUCCCAAAGAAGCCAAGGAAGAAGUCAAAGACUUCAAAUGUGGCAGAUAAGGGCGCAGGUGAGGAAAGAGGCCGAGGUGCGAGGCCCUGGCAAAGGCAAGGAACUCAUCCCUCCUCUUUCAUCCCAGAAGACUUGUUCGAUGCAACCAACAUCAUUGGGGCGAAACGGUUCCUAAAUGCCACUCUUCCAGAGGUGGAUAGGAGGCAAGCGAGAGACGAGGCGGUGAGCCAACUAGGGGCUCGCGUUGUGAGGCAUUCCCUGGAGAGUGCAAGCUGGAGGGAGAGGGAGGAGCUAUUGAAGAAGAACAAAGAAAUGCAGAGGAAAUUAGAUGAAGUUGUGCCAACAGUAACCGAGCUCCAGAACGAUAAAGAUACCUUGAGCACAAGACUUGUCUUUGAAGAACGUAAGAGGAAGAUCUGUGAAGACAAGCUUGAGGCUCAAGACAAAUACAUUGAAAAUAUGAACAAAGGAAUGGGGGAGCUGAAGAAGAACGUGAAUCUGCUGGUUUACAACGGAAUGGAGGAGCAUAUUGGCAACUUCCUCAACUCCAGCACCUUUGAGAGCAUCAUCAACCUCUACUGGCUGCAGACUGCAAUUUUGGCAUUCACCGACUAUAGAAAGAAGGUGAAGGCUCAAUAUCCGGAAGUGGAUGUCACGACGGUUACUUUCGGUGAUCAGGAAGAAGGGGUGGAGGAGGACGAUGAGAGUCUCUCUGUUGACUUCCGACCUCUAAUCAAGCUGAGAUGGGAGCGUGAUGCAGAGGGACGCACUAUCUUUCCUCCAUCCUUUGAUGCUGAGCUUGUGGCCGUAGAGGAAGAGGAAGAAGUGUGGUAUCCAAGCCAGCUCGAAGCUGUAUCAGAGCAAGGUUCGAACCUGCAUCGAGCAAGGUUUGAACCUGCAUCAGAGCGCGGUUCAAAGCCUACUGCAGACGUGAUUCCACCUCCGAUACAAGUGCCAUCGGAGCUAGUCUCACCCCAUGACAAGCUAGCUCCUUCUGAAGCAGAGGUGCCACCUCUGCCUGCUGGAGACGAGCCACCUCAACCACCUCUUCCUAUUGAGGAGCAACCUCCUUCCUCAGCAGAAUAAUUUAGGAUUAUCUAUUUUUUAGUCAUAUUUGUAAUGAACAUUUUUGUAGUUGAUUUUUUACUAAUUUAUAAAAUUUUUGAAGUUAUUUUUCAUGUGUAUUUUUGAUGUUUGUUUGAUGUUUUGUUUCAAGUAUAUCACUUUGAAUAAAAUAAGGUGACCUUA
Messenger RNA from Rubroshorea leprosula, 2157 nucleotides. The record is from the annotation of a GenBank genome assembly. NCBI's taxonomy places the organism in Eukaryota, Viridiplantae, Streptophyta, Magnoliopsida, Malvales, Dipterocarpaceae.